ACCAUCUUCUACUAUGUAUUCAGUAUAUUUAUACUUCAAUAACAACGGCAUAGUAUAGUGUCCUUUUGCUGUAGAAGGCAUCGUCCUGAGCCCAGGCGACAAUCUCCACUGAACGGUCUCUCUCUCAAGCCAAAAACCAGUCUAAAACGACAAUUGAGAGCUUAUUCUUCAAAUCCCAUAAAAAAAAAAAAAGCUCAUUCUGCGAAAAAGGUGAAAUUCCUCGGCCAAUUUUGACACGGUUCUUUCUGGAUUCACUUUCACGCUCCGCCCUCUCGCGGUGAACGCGCCCCCAGAUUCGAUCUCUUGUGGUUCUUCUUCUUUUGCCCUUUCUUUUCCUUCUCUUUUAUUUUUCUUUCUUGCCACUUUCUCUACUUUUCUUUUCUCCUUCUACUUCCUUCCGUUUAUUUCCUCCAUCUCUCCCUAAUAACCAUCACUGCCACUAACACCGCCACCACCAUCAAUAACACCAGUAGCACCACUUCUCUCUGAUCAUCAUAUCACUCUUUCUCUCUAGUUUCUGUCUUUGUAUAAGAUCUGAAGCUUUAGAGGAGAGUGGGCAGCAGUAAUUUAUGAAUCCACAGCUUCUGAUGAUUACAAGAUGGGCGGAGUCACCUCGUCAAUAGCAGCAAAGUUCGCUUUCUUCCCGCCAAAUCCUCCCUCAUACACUGUGGUAGCAGACGAGUCCAGCCCCGGUAAACUUGUCAUUCCGGAGGUCCCGAGGAGCGAUGAAGUGGAUGUUCUGAAGCUCCGGACUCGACGAGGAAACGAAAUCGUGGCCAUUCAUAUAAAACAUCCCAGAGCAUCAUUAACUCUGCUAUAUUCCCAUGGAAAUGCAGCUGAUUUGGGGCAGAUGUUUGAGCUCUUCGUCGAAUUGAGUAAACGCCUUCGCAUUAAUCUCAUGGGGUAUGAUUACUCGGGCUACGGACAAUCAAGUGGAAAGCCAACUGAAUGUAAUACAUACGCAGAUAUAGACGCUGCAUAUAAUUGCCUUAGAGAACAGUAUGGGGUUAAAGAUGAACAAUUAAUACUUUAUGGUCAGUCUGUUGGUAGUGGACCUACAGUUGAUCUUGCUUCAAGGUUGCCAAACUUGAGAAGCGUGGUUCUACAUAGCCCAAUUUUGUCCGGAAUGAGGGUAUUAUACCCAGUCAAGAGGACGUAUUGGUUUGACAUUUACAAGAACAUCGAAAAAAUUGGAAUGGUGAAUUGUCCUGUUCUGGUAAUUCAUGGAACAGCAGAUGAAGUUGUUGAUUGCUAUCAUGGGAAACAGCUUUGGGAGCUUUGCAAGGAGAAGUAUGAACCAUUAUGGAUAAGUGGGGGCGGACAUUGCAAUCUUGAGCUUUAUCCAGAGUUCAUCAAACAUCUGAAGAAGUUUGUGUUGACCAUAGGCAAAACAAAAGCGGCAACAAAUGGCUCUAAGAAAACAACAGUAGAGUUGGAAAAUCAGAACAAACCAUCUGAGAGUGGAACAUCAGAUACUUUUAAAUCGGGUGCUGACCUUCCAGAAGUCUCUAGAAAUAGUUUAGAUAGUAGACUUGAGAAGUCCAAGAAGCCAAAUAAACCUGAAAAGUCUCGGAUGAGCACUGAUCGUGUUGAUAGAUUUAGGAGAAGAAAAGGCUUGGUCUGGUGAUUGCUUAUACAAGGAGCUUCUUCAAUAAAAAUAUGUGCAUGGGUCCACUUGAAGACGUUAUUUAUUUUUAACCCUUGCUUCUGUAACAUGCAUAAAGUCCGAGUGUAAUUUUUUACGUAUAUCUGUAUGUACCUUUAGAACACGAGUCAAAUUAAGCUAAAUCAUGUAUUUUAACUCCUGUAAAAACAGCUUCUCAUUUGAAGAUGAAAAUGUUGUAAUUUCA
Messenger RNA from Hevea brasiliensis (rubber tree), 1850 nucleotides. RefSeq lists its product as uncharacterized. Lineage: Eukaryota; Viridiplantae; Streptophyta; Magnoliopsida; Malpighiales; Euphorbiaceae. The transcript is spliced from 5 exons. Bases 599 to 1627 code for a protein of 342 amino acids. The record is from RefSeq and is a predicted model, not a curated record.